GUACUGGAAAGGAAAUUGCUCUUCAUAUCCCGUGAAAAGACAAGUUCGUUGGCUCUGUUUAUAUCCUUUUAGCAACAAUCACAGUUUUUCUCCUUGUGCCGUGUGUGAGAGAGUCCCCAGGACACCUACCUAUGAAUGAAAUUGCUGGAUUGAAAGGAAUUUCUUCACAUGGCUUCCGAAGAUGUGACCAUUACGGUUCGCCUCAUUCGUUCAUUUGAGCAUCGCAAUUUCAGACCUGUAGUAUAUUAUGGAGUUCAUUUGGACCAAACUGUAAAGGAAUUUAUAGUAUUUCUAAAGCAAGAUAUCCCUUUGAGGACCAGCCUGCCACCACCAUUCAGAAACUAUAAAUAUGAUAAACUAAAGAUUGUGCAUCAACCACAUAAAUCAAAGACAAAUGAACUUGUGUUGAGUUUGGAAGAUGACGACAGACUCCUGUUAAAAGAAGACAGUACCCUGAAAGCAGCUGGAAUCGCCAAUGAAACUGAAAUUGCAUUCUUCUGUGAAGACGACUAUAAGAACUACAAAGCUAAUCCCCUUUCAUCCUGGUGAAAACUUCACAGGACUUCCUUUUGCAUACUUGUAUUAAGCUCUUUAUUCCACUAGUGAGUUUUUUAAAUUGACAAAUAAACUUAAAAAAAUGAAUCCCAA
Lagenorhynchus albirostris (white-beaked dolphin) is the source of this 648-nucleotide messenger RNA. RefSeq names its product chromosome 6 C2orf76 homolog (gene C6H2orf76). The record is from RefSeq and is a predicted model, not a curated record. Lineage: Eukaryota; Metazoa; Chordata; Mammalia; Artiodactyla; Delphinidae. The transcript is spliced from 7 exons. The coding region runs from base 169 to 549 and encodes 126 amino acids.